Molecule: messenger RNA, 2030 nt
Organism: Daktulosphaira vitifoliae (grape phylloxera)
Lineage: Eukaryota; Metazoa; Arthropoda; Insecta; Hemiptera; Phylloxeridae
Product: transmembrane protein 87B
Exons: 16
Coding region: 136-1776 (546 amino acids)
Biological process (GO): retrograde transport, endosome to Golgi
Cellular component (GO): Golgi apparatus; membrane
Source: RefSeq, a predicted model, not a curated record
AUAAGAAAACAGUGUAAAUUUUGAUAAAAAUAAUAGGCACUUCGCUCAAAAAAUGUGCGGAUUAUUCUUCGUGUUCUUAAUGAUUUAAUACCUAAUCAAUUAUAUAUUUUAAACAUUUUGUUUGAUAUAAUUCAAAUGUUGUCAAAUGUUACGGUUUAUUUCUUAUGUUUAUCUUACCUAGCGUUUACAUGCCACGCUGUAAGACCAGAAGAAGGAGUAUGGAACCUCGUCGUUAACCCUGAUUAUGAUAUUUUCAGUUUUAGUAGUAGUUUAUUUAGUGGCUCUGAAAUUUCCAUCAAAGUCAACUGUGAUGAUACUUACAAUGUCACGGUCGCCUGGAUCCUUACUGAGCCUCUAUGCUGGAAUGAAUACCUUAACUUAGGUCAUGGAUUAAUCAAACAACUUCAAUUAAAAUACAUAGAAAAUAAUGUUUAUUCGAAUAAUACUUACAAAAAAUUUGAUGAACAUGAUUACUCUUGUGCUAAAGAAAUUGUUCUCGAUGAUUUAUCAUCACAACCUACUACUAAAUCAAAUUUAGUACCCAUGCAUAAGAGAGGAAGAUUUCGAGUCUAUACAGUUCCCAAAGAUGGUAUGUACUUAUUAACUGUGACAGUAACUACCAAAAAUAGUCAGAUGCCGUCAAGUGAUACCAUUUUAGAAAAUUUUACUGCUAAUUUACAAAUAACUAUGUGUGGACCUCAAGGAUACUUAUCAGCAUCUAACUGGCCUUUGUUACCUUUUUAUGAAAUAAUGUGUUUUGUAUACAUAUGUUUUGGCAUAACUUGGUUGAUUUUACUAUUUUUACAAUGGAGGGAUUUACUUCAAAUACAAUUUUGGAUUGGUGCUGUUAUCCUACUAGGAAUGGUUGAAAAAGCAGCCUUUUAUGCUGAAUAUUAUGAGUUAAAUUCAACAGGCCGUUUAAAUUCUAUUUAUGGAGUAAUGACUAUGGCCGAAGUGAUCUCAUGUUUAAAACGAACCCUAGCUAGAAUAUUAGUUAUCAUUGUUAGCUUAGGCUUUGGUAUAGUCAAGCCAAGAUUAGGUCCUCUCUUACCAAAAGUUUUAGGUGUUAGUUUUAUGUAUUUGGCCAUGUCAUUAUUAGAAUCAUAUUUCCGAUUGUCUACUAAUAUGAGUACAGAAAUGUUGCUAGUUGAAUUGCCAUUAGCUAUUUUAGAUUCUGGUAUAGUGUGUUGGAUUUUUUCAGCUUUAACCCAAACAACUAGAGCAUUACGCUUACGAAGAAAUGCUGUGAAACUUCAAUUAUAUACUCAUUUUACUAAUGUUCUUGGAUUUACUGUCAUUACAUCAACCUUAUUUAUGUUAUAUUCUAUUAAAACACAACGUCUUGCUAACUGUGUUGGAAAUUGGCAAGAACAAUGGCUGGAUGAUGCUUUCUGGCAUAUUGAAUUUUCAAUUAUUCUACUUGUCAUAAUGAUUUUAUGGAGACCAACAAACAAUAACCAAAGGUACGCAUUCACUCCUUUAUUAGAUGCACCUGAUGAUGACAGAGACGAAACUGAACUAUUUAUUAAAGAGACAUACAACGAAGUUAAAAUGAGAACUACUGCAAAUACUUCAAAUCAAAAUUCUCAUGUCACACCAUAUAAAGACUAUCCUAUUUCAAAUAGUAGUAGCACAAAAAGUCAAGCACAAAUUGAUGAUGAUUUAAAAUGGGUUGAAGAAAAUAUUCCUGGCUCAUUAUAUGAAACGACUGUACCAAUUUUAGACUAUAGCGAAGAUGACCACAACACUGCUAUCGAAAGGUCUAAAUUGCAAUAAUCUGAACUACUUAAAAAAAUUUGUUCCCAAUUAAAUUUUUAGAGUGUUUUUUAUUUUUAUUAAUUUAACUUAAAGUUAUUAAUAAUGCCUAUUAUUUUAUACUGAUUUCUUUAAAUAUUGUCCUUUUUAAUUGUGGUAUUUAAAUUAUGUACUAUUUUUUGUUAAUUAAUUAAAUGAGUUUACGUUCCUUAUCAAUCUUUCAAAAUUAUGUAAAUUAUUAUAAUUUAGAUAAUGUCAACUCUAUAAAAAUAAAA